AUGUGUGAGACUCUCGUAGCUAUCCUGCUCGUAACAUCCUCUGCCAAAGGCUCCAAUCUCGUCUACCGGUGGCCCCCUUGUCCCGAGUCUGCUCCCAGGCUUGCUCGUCCCAGACCAAACCACGACAUCACAUGCGCUUACGGGGAUGAUCCAUGGAGAGCCGCCAACGCCUCUGAUAGCACCAACGAAGGCCAAAAGGUCUGCCCGGCUUCGGUCCUGCGUGGUGACGAGGAGGGCUAUAUCUGGCGAAGACCAAAUGCCUCUCGCCGAAGGUCCGUCUCGCAUUCUCGCUCUCAUGCCACUUCGAGACGACCCUCUCCAUCAAGGUCCUCGCUAGAUGGGGCUGCGCAAGAUGGGCCCGCUAUUCUCCCUGCAGAUGAUGAUUAUGACAGUGUGCUCGGCUACCACGGGGAGUUCCUCGCCGGAUUACUGUGCCCAAACGACUCCAUAUGUCACCAGAAGUUCGGCCUCAUGGUGGAUGAUCUCGCCUGUAUAGGCCAUCCUGUUUGUGCUGAGCCAGACGGCUCAUGGCGCUUCAAGCCAGAAAAGACCAAGGUGGCUCCACGGGGGAGAGGUUCCAAAAAGGGCGAAACGCCCCAACUCGCAGAACAUUCACUUACCCCAGAACGAUCUGAGACCAGCAAGCCUUCGGCAGAUGGUGCUUUCUGGCUACGAACGUUCCAUCUCGCUUUCGUUCUCGACCGUCCCGAUCCGUCUUCGUCCUCUUCUGGGGCAGUGUACAAAUACUUCAAUGUGGUCUAUGAGCAUAUAGCAUUCACAGUUACUGCCGUUCUAUAUCAAGAGCAGGUCUUGUACAACUUCGUCGAGAAUGAGUGUGAUGCGCUAGGCACGCUGAGGGACGAGUACAUGGGGAGAGGCAACUCGUUCAUGGAUUACAUGGCUGCGGCGCUUAAAAUGUCAUCACUUGCUUCGGCCAUGAAAAGUCUUUACGAAGCAAUUAAGGACCGUUCGAUUGCUCGCAUCACCAUCCACGAUUUGCCUCUCGAACUACAACUCCCGUCAUAUACAGAUUCUCUGCUGCAUCCAGAGAAUGUGUUUGGCAUAGGAAACAUUUAUCGCAAAGACGACGACGGGUUCGCUGAUAUAUGGGGCGACUCAAGCCCUUCCAAUAACUCGAUCGCACUGCAUCCUUGGAAAGCGCUUUUGCGACUAGAUGACGAGGAUGAGGACCCAUACAUGAGGACACCGCAGUUAUCCGCUGAGGAUAGCGAACUCGCAGAGCAGUUGUUCAAAUUCAUGGAUCUGGCAUCCAUCAGCCUCUCGCUUGCGGACAUGGCCAGUUUGCUAGACUGGGAUCUAGAGUCUCAAGUAUACCCGAUUGUGCGAUGGUUAGUGCAUCACCGGCGGGCAAAACUGGUCGACAUCGUACACCACGGCUUGAAAACAGUAUUUGCGAUUCCUCAGAAGCUGGGCGCGCCACUAGCCGAAUUGUCCAGUGAAUUUGACCGGGCAUUUGCCAUUUCCAAUGUCCCACCUUUGCCACGCAUACUAUCUAUGGUUUCGAUGGCCACGCACCAGCAGACCGCAAACCACUUUUAUGCAACCGUCGUCGGGUCCAAGGAGCUCAUACCCUUGUAUCAAGAAGUAGUCGUAUGGAUGCUAAAGCGCGACCUCCUGAUCACUCUCCACUUGCGCAUUCGUAUCGUGGCUACAGAAGACCUCAAGGACAGAGUCCGGAUGAAGUUCGAGAUGGCGCGAGCGAAGCGGGACCGCAUCCGCGCUCGCUCACAAAGUGCGGACCACGACACGGAGACGGGCUCUUCGGACACACCAAGGCAGGCGGAUCACCUCGAAGUGGCCUCCAGCUAUGGUACCGCCUCUGGCUCAAGCAUCGGGACGAACUGGCUGUCACUGUCGCCGAAGAGCGCGCGCAAGCAGGCGCAAUUGUUCUCCGCACGGGAGCACGGUGUUGAUGCGACACAUUCUGACAGCGCCGCGGAGAAGUGGAGGGGCGAAUAUGAGGAUGAGUUUGGCUCGUCUGGGGAGGAGUUUGAUCGGGAGGAUUGGUAUCGCAGCGUGGACAACAACCCAUACUCAUCCAUCAUCAGCGAUCCUGCCCGUGCGACACGGCUGGAGAGCCUAUGGCUGACAGAAAUGUCGGAAGGAAAGGAUCCAGCAAUCGCGAGGCGCUUCGAAAAAAUAAACCAGUACUUCGAUGGCAAAUGCACGGACGAUGAAAUACUUUUCAGGGCUGAAAUAUCGCGCAAACAGCUGAGGGAAGUGCUCGGGUACUACGAAGAAUACGUAUGUAACUAUCACUUACCGUAUCAAACCCUGUUGAGGAUGCCCUUAUACAGCUGGAAACCUUCCUGCACCCGGCAUAGCCAUCCUCUGCCAGCAUGCACUGUCGCAUGCACAACUCAAUCGUGUUUGAAUUCUCAACAAGCUAUUCCUCUCGGUAAUUGUGUACCCACCCCAACAGACGUUCCGCCUUCGAACAGUCGACGAAUCCCAUCUUUCCGCUCAAAUCCUUUCCUUCUUUGA
This is a messenger RNA of Postia placenta MAD-698-R-SB12, 2505 nucleotides long. RefSeq lists its product as hypothetical. The record is from RefSeq and is a predicted model, not a curated record. Gene Ontology annotation, cellular component: GATOR1 complex. Bases 1 to 2505 code for a protein of 834 amino acids. The transcript is spliced from 5 exons. NCBI's taxonomy places the organism in Eukaryota, Fungi, Basidiomycota, Agaricomycetes, Polyporales, Adustoporiaceae. Gene Ontology annotation, biological process: TORC1 signaling; cellular response to amino acid starvation; positive regulation of autophagy.